Molecule: messenger RNA, 1257 nt
Organism: Exophiala oligosperma
Lineage: Eukaryota; Fungi; Ascomycota; Eurotiomycetes; Chaetothyriales; Herpotrichiellaceae
Exons: 2
Coding region: 301-954 (217 amino acids)
Source: RefSeq, a predicted model, not a curated record
GAAAAAAAACCCACCGACCGAACAUACACAACACACUCAUUGAACUGACAGAAGAGAAAAGCCACCCAGUUGGUACCACUUGGGGGCCUCAAUAAAUAUAUAUUCCCCGGGGCCGCCGUCACAAAAUAACAAGGAUAUAAGGCCCGGCCGUCGUCCAACACUCGUCCCGACACACACAUAACAAACAACAAAACAAAACAAAAACCCCUGCCGAGUAUUACUUUCCUGGUGGUUACAUUGGUGGUACUGUCUUUUUUUGGUGUCCUGUUGCAAAGUUCACCAUCGCCAUCAUUCGCCACAAUGAUGAUGCCAUUCUGCGCAAACACAAGAGCAUCCACUAUGCAGCGCAACCCCUCCACCAUCCCUACAUCCUCCUCCAUGAUGAAGAUCAAACAACGACCGUCGACAUCCCGCCGUGGGAGUACGAUCUCAACCUCCAGGACUCCUUCGCGCCUUCCCUCGAUUCGAGAAGAAUGUCCAGCCUAUGACUCAGUAUGUUCGACACCUUUGAGUGAACAACAAACCCAAGAAGACUUUCUCGAUGACCACCACCACCACCCUUCCAGGUCGUACACCGAAGAAUCACUCGAAGAUGAAACCAGACACGACUCUGACGAGGAGGAACUACCCCCUUACGUUCUGCUGGACAACGGCAUCAACAAACCCGCCUACUCUAGACGAGUAAGGGAGGCAACUUCGUCGUCGUCCACGACGUCGGUGGUGGAACAACCACAACAGUCGUCCAAGCUCGAUGGCAUCUUGUGUCCCCGAUGUAAUUUGAGGAGGGCAAAAGCUUGGUAUCGUCAAAGGAUUCUCAAUGAUAAUGACUCAGGAUCGAAAGCAAAGUCCAAGUCGAAGCCGAAACCAAAACCCAAACCAAAACGUCAAAUGCCGACAUACUAUACUCAGGCCGACCUAGACAACAAUCUCAGUUUUGCAUAUUAUCUCUUCUAGAUGGCCUUUAUCAACAACGAUGUUGGUGACGAGACACAACCAAGUCGAUCCCUGGAGGAUACAUAUCACUUUUUGUUCUGCCUUGUGCAAAAUUCCUCUACGACUUCUUUCCUUUUUUGUUGUUUAAUUUUUAUUCUCGUGUUUGAAACAGGGGAAACUUGGAAUAAGAAUCAGAAGAGACCUCGAUAGUACUCGAACAACGUUUCGAUGACGAGUUUUGUUGGAGUAUGGACGGUGGCACACUGGCACAUAUGAUAUGAUUGAUCGAUCGAUUGAUACAGAGACAGCCAGAGAAAGAAAGAU